UGCACUCUCCCCAGCAUCCGCACUCUCUCGCGCGUCCGCCCCAUGCCCGAGAUCUGCGCUCCAGUGCCUGGGCAAGGAAAGCCAUGGGGAACCCGGAGGCUUCGUGCACCCCGCCGCCGAUCGCGGGCGCCCAGGCCGGGCUGCCGCACACCAACCUCUCCUCCGCGCCUCCCAACAACUGCAGCGCCCCGAGCCACAUUUACCAGGACUCCAUCGCCCUGCCCUGGAAAGUGCUGCUGGCGGUGCUGCUGGCGCUCAUCACCCUGGCCACCACACUCUCCAACGCCUUUGUAAUCGCUACCGUGUACCGCACCCGAAAGCUGCACACCCCGGCCAACUACCUGAUCGCGUCCCUGGCGGUCACCGACCUGCUCGUGUCUAUCCUGGUGAUGCCCAUCAGUACCAUGUACACGGUCACUGGCCGCUGGACGCUGGGCCAGGCACUUUGCGACUUCUGGCUGUCGUCGGACAUCACCUGUUGCACGGCGUCCAUCAUGCACCUGUGCGUCAUCGCCCUGGACCGCUACUGGGCCAUCACGGACGCGGUGGGCUACUCGGCCCGGAGGACGCCCCGGCGGGCGGCGGGCAUGAUCGCGCUGGUGUGGGUCUUCUCCAUCUGCAUCUCGCUGCCGCCCUUCUUCUGGCGCCAGGCCAAAGCGGAGGAGGAGGUGCUGGACUGCUUGGUGAACACCGACCACGUCCUCUACACCGUCUACUCCACGGUGGGUGCCUUCUACCUGCCUACCCUGCUCCUCAUCGCCCUCUACGGCCGCAUCUACGUGGAGGCGCGCUCCCGGAUUUUGAAGCAAUCGCCCAACAGGACGGGUAAGCGCCUGACCCGAGCCCAGCUGAUAACGGACUCUCCCGGGUCUACGUCUUCAGUCACUUCUACCAACUCCCGGGCUCCCGAGGUGCCCUGCGAUUCCGGGUCUCCUGUGUACGUGAACCAGGUCAAAGUGCGAGUGUCUGACGCCCUGCUGGAGAAGAAGAAGCUCAUGGCCGCCAGGGAGCGCAAGGCCACCAAGACCCUGGGAGUCAUCCUGGGAGCGUUUAUUGUGUGCUGGCUGCCCUUCUUCAUCAUCUCCCUGGUGAUGCCCAUUUGCAAGGAUGCCUGCUGGUUCCACAUGGCCAUCUUUGACUUCUUCAACUGGCUGGGCUACCUGAAUUCCCUCAUCAACCCUAUCAUCUACACCAUGUCCAACGAGGACUUCAAACAGGCGUUCCAUAAACUGAUACACUUUAAGUGCACAACCUGACUUGCCCAUUGCAGUGGGGUCGCCCAAGCGACCUUUGGGGACCAAGUUGGGUCUUUCCACAGGUAGGUGGAAUCUUCUUUGCUGUUACUAGGUCGGAGCAAUGCGCUCUCUGCUGGGCAAGGGCAGUGGGUCCUGAGAAGCCAGGACAGCCCUUCGAGGAGCUCUGGAAGCAGAACAGUGCAAACUAAAUGCAGAGCUCUCCUGCUGAGCAGCAGGUUCGCCUCCUCCCCUCCAGCUCCGCUGAGCACAGAUCCUGCCGCAGCCAAUCACAAAUGGGGUUGCGACUUUUAAAAAUUGAUGAUGGCUAGGGCGGUCCUGCACUGCCUUGGGGUCCUGGAUGGUGAUGUCCUCCAGAGCCAGUGGCCCUUCGUAGUCGUAGGGCGAAGCCUCUCUGAGACAGAUCUACAUCCAGCCUGGCAGUACUUGAUGCUCAUUACCCUGUGUGUUGGGGAGAACGUUGUGUUACAGCCUAAUUUAAGAACAGUUAUUUUGGCAUCUUCAGUCUUCAGUUUUACUUAUUUAAACUUGAUUGGAGAAAGUUGUGGAUUUGGUGCUUCAGACCCUAAAUGUGGCGUGGAUGGCACAGAGAAACCUUGAAGAAUUAACAGAAAAAUUCUGAUGCUAAGAUCUCUAUUUUUAUUAUAAUUGAAACUCUAUGGAAGUGGGUGGGUGGGAAGGGGAGAUGGGGAGAGUUACACUGAGAAUCAACACCUGUAGUUGUUUUCUGCAGAUUUCUAAUUUUUUAAUUCCUGUGUAGCGAUUAUCAAACUACAGCUCUAACAAACAAAACAUUAUGUGUGCUAGUGCCAAAGUCUGCAGAUUGCCUUUUCCUCUUCCUCCUAAUUUUAUGAACCUAUCCUUUCACACACUGAAUCCCCGUGAAUGGAGGGCAUGAGGGAGGGCUCAGCCCAAAUUGCUGCUAUAUGUCUUAUUAAUGCAAUUGUUUUCGCUGGUUACUAUUAGAUGUAUGCUCUUCUUUAACAAGAAAAGCAUCUUUAUUCCUCAUCCAAGUCAGGGAGCUGUAAAAGAGACAUCAAGUAGGAAUGAUUCUUAUACAGCCAAGGAAUGAGGGGGCAAUAGGAGAUUGUAUAUUUUGACUUGUAAAAAAAUCUUAAAAUGCAUGAGACAUUUUCUGAUAGUCAUGUGCACUCUCCUUCCCAUCUGUGACUCCUUUCUGUGUGAAACUAUAAAGUAACCAAGAGAACCAGUUUCCUUGUCUGGAAGUCUUCAAAAAGCAAUGAGAGCCCUAAAAACUAUAUUAGAGAAAGAGGAAAAAAACUUAUUUCUUUUGCCUUGCUAUUGAAAUUUGGGUAGGAACAAAGAUUACUAGAAAAUGACAUGUAAGGAAUUUUAAAAAGCUAAGAGAGGCUAAAAUUGAGCCUAGUUUUUAUAACUUACAGAACCAGACCUCAGACUUACGAAAUGAUCAGAAUCUGGAAAGCCUUUUAAUCUUGUGAACAUGUCACCCGGGCCUGACACCUUAAUGAAUACAAUAACCUGGAAUACUUUCAAUAUUUCUCUUUUCUCAAGGUUAAACAAUACUUAGUUAUUUGAAAUUCACUCUGAGGGCUCUCCAGUGCAGGGUGAAAUCACACACUAAUAGAUGAAAACAAUAAAACAUUAUCUUAAGAAGAAGAAGUAGUCCUGAAGGAUCAUCUGCACAGAAAAAAAUGUGCAUGUGAAGUAUUUAAUAUGCCAAAGAAGAUUCACACUUUCUUCAGAGGGCUUUUUGUAGUCGAUAGCUUUUGUCUGCAGAAGCAAGUUGUCUUGAUAAAAUGGACUCACAUUCUGCUUGAAGCUCCUCAGCCUAGAUCCUCAGACAAUAGAUGUCCUGACCUGAAGUACACUCCUUGCCUACUGUGCAGAUCUUUUCUCUGGGGAAGACUCUUCAAAAUGUACUAUUGAAAUGUUCACAUGAAUCUAGGGGAAAAAGGGAAUUUUUCUUCAAUGUUAUGCCUAUCACUGGAGUAAAAUACCGUCUUAGACAUUUGAUAAUCCUAAUUCUUCUACUGGAUCCUAAGAUUCCUUGUUUGCUUUUUGUGACAUUUCUCCCGUGGAGGAAUGUGCAUAGAGCAUGGUAUUUGUUUGUAUGUUAAUGUCAGUCCUGUGUUUAUGCACCUGUAUUUUCUUAGGACCUAGGAGGCAAUUAAGUCAACUUCAUAAGGGGGAAAAUUAAUAGCCACUUAAAAUUAUUUCUUUACAGGGCACUACAAUGAUUGUGUCCUCAUGUCAGCAAAACACCAUCAAUUUAGUCAAAUGGAUUAUUUGCCAUUUUGUAAAUUACUCACCGUAAUUAUUGCUUGACUGUUUGGCUAAAUUGACUGAUUUGGGGCAUAUUGUAACAAAUAGAAGCUUGCAAACCCUUGUAGUUAUAAGAGUUCAAGAAUCAUUUUCCAACACUGCACAUGAUUAUGCAAAGUAUAUUACUCGUUCCAGGGGUGCACAGUUAAGACUGUUGAGCUCCUUUUCAGUUACUCUUGCCUAUGACACAGUUUGUUUCAUGCAACAGACACAUGGCUUUUUUGCAGAACAUGAAAUGGAAAAUGGCAAUGUUUGACUUACAUGGAAAUGACAAUACGUUUGCAUUGGCUGUGGUAGCAAAUAACAUUUUCCAUGUUGUUUAAUGGCACAAAUUUCACACACAUAUGUGAAUGUAUACACACCUAAAGUACUGAUAUUGUCUUGUGUUUUUAGGAACUUUAGGGUUUCUUUUUAAAGAUGGACACUGCACCCAUGAAUAAAUUUUUCUUGAGUGCAGCAAAUUUCCUACAGAAGAAUAUUCUUCACUUUUCCUCUCUAUUAUCUUAAUUUUGUCUUCUUCAACCAAGAAGCCAUGAGAGGACUAUAAUUCACUUAAGCAGUAAAAUCUCAGAUCAUGUGUAUGAUGGAGUUGCUGUGACUAAAAAUUGCCUUUGGUAUUCCACCUUUCAGCAUAUGUAUAAUUGGAAAUGAAAUUUAUGAAAAUAAUGAAAUAAAAGUCCAUUUUGUGUUUGAAAAGCA
Chinchilla lanigera (long-tailed chinchilla) is the source of this 4256-nucleotide messenger RNA. It is a transcript of the gene Htr1b, whose product is annotated as 5-hydroxytryptamine (serotonin) receptor 1B, G protein-coupled. Gene Ontology annotation, molecular function: G protein-coupled serotonin receptor activity. Gene Ontology annotation, cellular component: plasma membrane. NCBI's taxonomy places the organism in Eukaryota, Metazoa, Chordata, Mammalia, Rodentia, Chinchillidae. Gene Ontology annotation, biological process: bone remodeling; adenylate cyclase-activating adrenergic receptor signaling pathway; chemical synaptic transmission. The record is from RefSeq and is a predicted model, not a curated record. The transcript has a single exon. Bases 84 to 1256 code for a protein of 390 amino acids.